This is a messenger RNA of Triticum dicoccoides, 1034 nucleotides long. Its product is annotated as salicylate carboxymethyltransferase-like. Lineage: Eukaryota; Viridiplantae; Streptophyta; Magnoliopsida; Poales; Poaceae. The record is from RefSeq and is a predicted model, not a curated record. The transcript is spliced from 3 exons. The coding region runs from base 71 to 718 and encodes 215 amino acids. Gene Ontology annotation, molecular function: methyltransferase activity.
UCAUUAGCAGUGGCCUCCUAAUCUGCUUCUAUCAGGUUUUCUGGAGAUUUGCCUCACUCUAACCAAAGCCAUGGCCUCCAAACAGAUGGUUCAUAUGAACCAAGGACAAGGGGAAAGAAGUUACGCUCGCAACUCCGGUAUUCAGAACGCUCAGCAGAACAGGAUGAAGCUGCUGAUAGAAAGAGCCAUCAUAGACUUCAGCAGCAGCACCUUGUUACCUGACAAGAUGGUGAUCGCGGACUUGGGCUGUUCCUCUGGCCCAAACGCGCUGGCACUGGUGUCGGUCGCUGUCGAGGCGAUUCAUGUUUACUGUCUUCAGUUCCAGCAGGCACCACCAGAACUGUGUGUGUUCCUCAACGACCUGCCUGACAACGACUUCAACACGGUGGUGAAGAGCCUCGUCACACUCCGUCGAAUCAACGACCCUGUGGUCGUGACGGGUGUCGCACCGGGAUCCUUUUAUGAGAGGCUCUUCACUAGUAGCUCCGUGCAUCUUGUGUGCUCGUCCAGUAGCCUGCACUGGUUCUCCAAGGCUCCUGAAGUUCUAACAAGGAACCAGAUCCCGGCUUACUACAUCAAUGUGCAUGCUAGGCGUGAAAAGCUCCCUAUGGUCCUUGAAGCCUAUGCACAGCAGUUCAGGAAGGAUUUCAGACAUUUUCUGGAACUGAGAGCCAAAGAAUUAGUCCCAGGAGGCCAGAUGGUUGUUUUCAUUAGAUGACGAGUGCAUUCUGAUGGCGUCACGCCCUUUCUGAUGACGAGGCAUUCUGGAAUCGCCCUUUCCAUUAGUCCCGGGCAUUCCGAUGACUUUUUAAGCGACCUAGACAGUGCACUCGUCACCCCAAGCUGGAUCGCCAACCAGAUAAGAGCCGUGUACGAACAGAUAGUUGUGCAACAUUUUGGGGAUGUGAUGGACGAAUUCGUGAGGAUCGCGGAGCGGCGCUGGAGCCUGGACGGAAGCUUGCUGCAGGAAGAGCAUGCUGGAUUAGCUAUGCUGACUCUGUCGAUCGCCAAGGCAUGAUAGAAUGAUGGAUUGA